Molecule: messenger RNA, 8032 nt
Organism: Hylaeus volcanicus
Lineage: Eukaryota; Metazoa; Arthropoda; Insecta; Hymenoptera; Colletidae
Product: myeloid zinc finger 1-like
Exons: 3
Coding region: 1084-3306 (740 amino acids)
Biological process (GO): regulation of transcription by RNA polymerase II
Cellular component (GO): nucleus
Molecular function (GO): RNA polymerase II cis-regulatory region sequence-specific DNA binding; DNA-binding transcription factor activity, RNA polymerase II-specific
Source: RefSeq, a predicted model, not a curated record
UGAUAAAUUUUUGUGAAAAUCGAUUCGUAGUCAAACACGUUAUUAUUAUUCCCAACGAUUCGUCGUAUAUCUGAAUCUAAUCCGAACGACCGAUUCGAUGGAAGACUGGUCUUGAAGUAGUUUUAGUGUUAAAGUUUAAUUGCAGUAAUUGUAGAUCAAGAGUCGACAUGUUAACGAUAUUCUACACACUCGUGGGGCUUUUUAAUCGAUGAUAAAUUAAUUGAAAGGAGAGUGUCGACGUAAAAUGAAGUGCUAGGAGGGUCUCCCGCCUCGAUCACGGUACGAGAGAACGAACGUGUGCAAUAGCGCGACGUAGGAGCCCCCGGAGUCGCGUGAAUCCGCCCCUGCCACCAUCACCACUCGCCCGACGCCGGCACCUUCUCCGCUCGUCCUCUCCCGACGACGGUGUCUACCAUCCCAAACCCAACCCGAACCAGUCCAGAAAUCCCCACUCCGCGGCCGCGCACCGCGGCGACGGAAGUGUGGCAACGCUGCAGCUCGCCAGUGUCUCGGUCUUGGCGAGUUACUCGGGGGGGCUCAGGCCGAGUCUACCGAGUUUGUGUCUACCGGCGCGGGUAACCCGAAAGCGAGUGUGCCGAGGAUUAAAGUCGCGGGCCUCUUGCCGGCACGCGAGACCGUCUCGCUGCUCGAAGGCCAUAAACGGAUUGAACGUAAAUAUCGAGAAGGGAGGACACCGGCGGUACGGCGGAGAGGAGAAGUUUUCCAAAAGUUUUUCACGGCCGCGCGGAACCAGAACGAUCACAGGAGGGAUCGCGACGUUUAAAGAGAAGAAUUUAAAAAAAAUCGCACGCACACGCGAAAGAAAAAAGAAAAAAAAAACAAGCCAACGAUCGGGACACGUUUCGCGCGUUUGUCGUUCAUCCGCGUCAUCUUUGCCCGCCGCCCGUGAUAACGCGAACGUGCGUCGCGUCGAAUUCUACAUGCGUUGUAUACGUAACCACCCGCGUACAUAUACAAGCAUAUAUAUAUAAAGAUACGAUACGAAGAUACGUAAUAUACGUAUCAUCUAUAGUAUAAAAUAAUAAAUACACGGUGAUCCACGCGCGACCAAAAACAGUGUAAAUGGCGCUCUCCGCACAGAACCAGUCGACGUCGUACGUGAACUUGUAUUACUCGAUCGUCCAGCGUGCGGCGACACGCUACUUUAAGGAAUAUUACAACUCCGAUACUGGCGCGCCCUACGUAUUAUACAAGGACAACAUGGAGAGACCCCAGGGGCAAUGGGGCCCGGGGCCGGGAUCUCUCCAGGACGGGGGACUGUACCCACAGCAACAGCAACAACAGCAACAGCAAGGCUCCACCUCGUCCGGCAGUCCACAGCAGGCCUGUGGUCCCCCUGUCGAGGGAGAAAGCGGUCCCCCGCCUUCGUUGGCCUCUCCCGUGCCCUCACCGUACCCCUCGGCACCGCCCGAGCCUCAAGCCUUAACCCCACCCGACGACGAUAUACAAUCGAAUCAAGCCACCUCUCAGCAGCAGCAGCAGCAGCAGCAACAGCAACAGCAACAACAGCAACAACAGCAGCAGCAGCAGCAGACGCAACAACAAGUCCAACAGCAGCAACAACAACAGGUUCAACAGCAGCAGCAACAGCAACAGACGCAGCAGCAGGAUCACUCGCCUCAACAACAAUUAACGCCGCACGAGGUAGACCGAAGCGAUUGUUUUCCCGGCGCCGGAGAGCUGCAGCAGUAUCCGCAACACUACUUCAAAGAGGCCAGGCCGCAUCCGUCGCCGUCCGUGCCACCUCACAUGCUCACACCCGGUGGUUUCUCCGCGUUACACUAUCUAAAGCAACCGGGGGUUAUGUUGACGUCCCUCGGGCAAGGCGACGGCGGGCCCAGUUUGGACGCUCAUCAAUACGCCAGCCCCGGGGCACCGAACAUGGGGACAGGGUUGCCCGACAUCGUCCAGCAGAGCGGCAAGUCGGGCAAGGGCGCGAACAGCGAUCUACGAUUGUUCAAGUGUCUGACCUGCGGGAAAGAUUUUAAGCAAAAGUCGACACUGCUCCAACACGAACGGAUCCAUACGGACAGUCGGCCAUACGGGUGCCCAGAGUGCGGGAAGCGGUUCAGGCAACAAUCGCACCUAACGCAGCACCUGCGCAUACACGCGAACGAGAAGCCGUACGCUUGCGUGUACUGCGAGCGUACGUUCCGGCAGCGUGCGAUCCUCAACCAGCAUCUGCGCAUCCACUCGGGUGAGAAGCCAUACCAAUGUCCGGAGUGCGGAAAACACUUCCGUCAGAAGGCGAUCCUGAAUCAGCACGUCCGCACACACCAAGACGUGAGCCCGCAUCUGAUCUUCAAGAACGGAAUGACGCCGACGCUCUGGCCGCAGGACGUUCCGUUCCCCCCGGAGGAGGGCAAGGAGGAAGUGGCGUCGACGUUCGGCGACACGGACACACAGUCGGGAGCGUUCAGUCCGGCGCCGGACGCGAAUUCCAUCCAAUAUCCCGCCUACUUCAAAGAUCCGAAGGGCGGGAAUCACGCGGUGUUCGGUGCCGGUGGCACGGGCAGCUUCGGUGCUCUCCAAUACAUCAAGCAACAGGGCGGUACCAAGGGCUGUUUGCCGGACGUGAUACAACACGGUCGCUCGGCGGGGAUGCCGCUUUACGUGCGCUGUCCGAUUUGUCAGAAGGAGUUCAAGCAAAAAUCCACCUUGCUGCAGCACGGUUGCAUACACAUCGAAUCGCGGCCGUACCCUUGCCCGGAGUGCGGUAAAAGGUUCAGGCAGCAGUCCCAUCUGACCCAGCAUCUUCGCAUUCACACGAACGAAAAACCGUACGGUUGCGUUUACUGCGGACGUAACUUUCGUCAGCGCACAAUCCUGAACCAACAUCUGCGCAUUCACACCGGUGAGAAGCCGUACAAGUGUCAACAGUGCGGCAAAGAUUUCCGUCAGAAGGCGAUUUUGGACCAACACACGCGCACCCACCAGGGCGAUCGACCGUUCUGCUGUCCGAUGCCGAACUGCAGGCGGCGUUUCGCCACCGAGCCAGAGGUGAAGAAACACAUCGACAACCAUAUGAAUCCGCACGCGGCCAAGGUGCGCCGGAACUCGAGCAGCGACACCAAACCGCCCGGCACACCGGCAGGUUUGGGACCGGUGCCCGUCCCACGGGGACUCACGCCCACGGUGGUAAAGCCGGAGCUCUAUUUCCCGCAAUGUUACGCGCCCGCGUUCAAUCAUCAGCCGCCCGUGUCGACGUCGCAGUUCCCGGGCCAGGCGAACGGCGUAUCCGUUGCUGGCGAGUUCAAACCACCGACCGGUCUGCCGCCACAGUGACUAACCGUCCAUCCUGCCGCCUACUAGCAAGCAGGAAUACCGCUGAGGUUUCAGCGAUGCUUCGGUCACGCAUUGCAGACCGACGCCACCGCAGCGUCGAGCAUCGCGUCGCACCGAUGUAGCCAGCAGCCGAUCCAACAACACUACCCGUGACAUUUAUCGUACAUUUACUAGGGUCUUUCUUUUCGUUUCGCGGUUCGCUUACUUUCCUCGUUCCAUCGCUUCGCGGAGCCUCGGAACGCGCGUCGCCAGCUACCAAGGAGCUCGACGAUCGCCGCAAUGCCCCCGCGGCGUGCCUCGUGGCUUUUCUAUUCGUCGAACCGGACUCGACGGUGUGCAAUAAUAAAUCGUGGAAGAGCAACGUCGCGAACGCGAAAUCACCGCUCGACGGCUCGCGGUUUCGCCCUCGCGGUCCGCGCCUCUCCAGUCGCGUCGACUUCCAUCCUUAACCCGACGACGAACAGUCGAACCAGCGAAAUUAUUCGCGACUAGACUCGGAGCUAAAUCGAUCAGCCGCUCGAUCGUCAUCUUUGGGACCGAAUGUAAGCGCCGGUCUUUCGGCGAAUCUUUCAAUUUCAACAAAAUCUCGGACGAUUUUCUUACGGUAGAAUUUCAUCGUUGAGUACAGUUUCAAGUAAAUACGGAAGAUAAGUAGCCCGUGCCCGCUGACAAAGGUGAGUGCAGAUGAAUCGAUUUCCAAUUGAUUCCGCGUCGACGCGACUCGCGACCGCGAGGGACCGAGGAAGGUCGAGGGCGGACCACGGCGAAAGCUAUCGUCGGGCUCGUCCGCCCGAGGUACCGAGAAAAGUAUAUCAACCAACGAAGAAUCUCGUCUAUUCUCCCAUACGUAUGUUUUAUAUUAACGAAUUAACGACGUACCUACUCGCGGGUUUUUUUCGUGGAUAAGCGAAUAGCUCGAGAGAGUUCGGUGGUUCCGGGCAGGCAGGCCGUCCGAGGUGUCGUUCGUCGCACCGUUCACACGCUCAUUCGGAACGUGUUCCAUCUGCGAACACGGGUCGAAGAUGUUCGAUUUCGACCAGACUAAUGCAAACAAGCAAACAAACAAACAAACAAACAAAACAAAAACAAACGAUUGUGAUACGAUAUUUAACUUGCCUAUGUUUAAAAGGGACAAAAAAAAGAAUGGGGAAAAGAUGUGAUGGAAGGAAGGAUACGUUGCCUCGAGACGGGAGGUGAACACACGACCACGAGAAGAAUGCCUGUAAAUAUGUAAAGCCGUUCGCUCCAACGGACGAACGAAACAAACAAACAAACAAACAAAAAAAACUGAAAUGGCGCGAAAAAGAGCAGGAGAGGAAUAUAUGCGUGCGUGGUGCGUGAAUGCGUCCGUGUGAUAGAGAGAGAAGAGCGUAUGCGCGUUUCGGAGUCGCGAGGGUGGAAGAGAGAGAGAGGGAGUAUACGCGAGUGGGUAAGGAUCGCCGAAGGAUACAAGACGGAAGGAAGAAAAAAAAUAGAAAAGAAAAUGUUGCAGAAGAAGCAAGAAGGAAGAGGAGGAUGCGGAGGACAACGAGAAGAGACGGUAGGAGGGGUGAGCGCGAGGAGGUAAAGGGGGAAGAAGAAGAGAGAUUAGGUAGGAUUUACGAGGACGACGCGGUAUCCCUCGAGUGUGCUGAGCCAUAGCUUUCGAUACGACGAGUUGACGAUGACGAUAGUUGCGCGAGAGGAGGUAUGACUCUUGUAUACUAUAGUAAUAUUUGAAUGUAUAUUUAUACGACAGGUUAUAUUAUUCUAUUAACUAUAAUGAUGAUAUUUUGAAUCGGUUUUAAAAUCAGAUUGGUGCUGAUAUAACACUAGGUAAGCGAUACGAAAGAGGAGGGAACGUGGAAGAAGGCUGAGACACCGUAGAGUAGCGUAUAAAGUAGGGUAGUCGAUAGAGUAGCUCAAAAGAUGACAAAAAAAAAAACAGAUGAAGACGAGUAAAGUCGGGAAGAGGGGGGAAAAAAAGACUUCCGAAGGACCCUCGCGAAGUCCGCUCAUUCGGAAUUUAAUAAUAAUAAAUAAAUAAAUAAUUGAACGCUAUCGUAACACCGCCCUGGUGGGGAAAAAAAAAGAAGAGAAUGAAAGAUUAUUUCGUGGCAAUACGUAAAACGAAACGAGGGAAAAAUGGUGGGAAGGAUACGAGGAAAUUUCAACGUACUAGAGAAUAGUCUUUUAAAUUUCUAUAUUAAGACGUGUGAUCUCUCUAAUUAUUGUAUAUUAUAUAUAUAUAUAUAUUAUAAUGAUCUAUACCUAUAGAUGACGAGAUACAUAAGUAUAUAUAUAUAUAUGUAUAAUUACGAUUAUACGUAUAUUAGGCGUUCUACGGUUAGUCUUUUAUCAUAAUUAGACACAGAGAUGAUCUGAAGAUGAAUAAUUGUGCGGCCAUAUUCUCUGUGGCCUGUUCGUAGUGCCUCGGAAUUGCUGCUCGCGGCAGUGAUUUGACCGUAUUUUAGGAUGGUAUAUUAAUAAUUAUAUCGAGAACUGCAAUUAUCGAUACUCUGAUACAGUACUAAAAGAAGAAAAAAAAAAUGAAGAGCGCGAUGGAGGUACGAGAAGAAGUGGGGGAGGGGUGGGCAGGGGGGGAUGGUUGGAAGAAUGGCGAAGUCGACGAACGAAGGAUCGCGUCGAUCGACUCAUUAUUUAAUUAUUAGAGAUCUACUUAUACCGCGUUAACAAAAAAAUCACAAGGAAUCGGGGGAAAAAAAUGAAAACGAUACGACGCGCAACACCACCGGAAAAGUACGAGAGAGAAAACGGCAACGAUGCGAAUCGCUCGUCGAUCGGUACUCGUCGUCGAGCGUUAUUUUCCAUUAUUUCGUUUGUUAUGCUUUACCUUCGUCAUUUCUCGUUCGUUGCGAGCGCGCGAGAAGAGAUGGACAGAAUUUUUUAGCAUCAAACUUUCUGGGAAAGUUACAUUUUUAUCAAAAGUUCCAGCGGCGCGAACGGUCGGGGCACGGUAGAUCUUUGUCCCGCUCCAAGAAGAUGGCCUUUGGCGACGUCCGUAAAUUGCGUCGGUCUUUCAAAAUUGCAGACCGAAGGGCCAUUUUAUUCCGCGAUAUAGUCUCGGACUAUAGGUCUCUUUAGGAUUGAUGAGGUAAAACGAUCCUCCUGUCCGCAAUUUUAAAAGAGUGACGCAUUUUCGAGCGUCGCCCGAGGCGAUCUUUUCGGAGGAGCAAACUUUUAUUAUUCCUUUGCUAGGUUUCAGAGUUCCGAUUCCGAUUUUCAUCUGACGAAAGGAACGAUCGUGUCGCUUGUUCGUUGCUCGAAAUCGUAGGUAAGAAUUUUGUCCAUCUCCGAUCGAAACGGGGUUUAGAAGGUGCAUCGAACGAGUCGGGUUCGGAAAAAAGAAAACGGAAAUCAGCCAGUGAGAACCUGUUUCAGUUUAACCAUCUCGUUUACGAGUAUUAUUAUCGCGUUGGUUUUGAUUUGUCACGAUCUACUUAGACUCGCUCGUUCCUCUCUCCUGGUACAUUUUUAACAAGGGACAAUUUCACGGCACUCCUCGUUACCGCGUCUCGCGAUCUGGGUUAUCGAGUUUCCGUGGUCACUCGGGGAAUGUAAGCAUAGAUCGCCGAUAUAUCCGUAUGCCUUUUCCAGGGAUUGUUUAAUUUUUACGUCGACAGCGUAACAGUGUCACGCUGUCCCGCGCUCGCGAUUAAUCACCGCUAUUAAAACGCGAAAUAAAUUCUUGCCCGUCGAAAAAUACGCACCGAGCGCGUAAACGAUAAUCCAAUCUUCCAGCGCCGCGUCGGAGCGACGGAAACAUUAUUCGCCGAUGAAAUAAUAAUUGGUUUAUUAUGUGUCGGCCAACGGUUGAACGUUCUCGCGUUUUAUUCAGAGACAAUCAUUCGUUGAAAGCGUACAUUAACGAUCCGAGGCCGUAAUUAGCGACUCGAUUAUUCGAAUUUACAGAGAUUCGUCAUCGAACCCUGGAAUUUCUGUAUCUUACACCGUUGUAGUUUCGUAUCACAUCGUACAUAAUUUAAUCCAAUUGAAAAUUGAUCGCUCCGCAAUCUACGACAAAUUUUCUUUGUCUUUCUUUUCGACUGUCUCCGAACGAAUCAUUUCGAAUUUCUACAUUACACUCGUCGAGUUGCUAACCAGGCGUUAUCGCCCCAUAGGAAACGAAAAAAGAGACGUAAAAUGAUAGGAUUCUCUUUCGAGUAGUACUCUGGUACGGGUAGGAACACCGAACGAGAAAAUAGUCGAGAUCCGUUGAAGAACAAUUUACGGAAACUCUGCUCGAUAAUAUCGAGCAAAAUUGAAUUUAAAAGAGAAUCUUGAACCCGACGACGAGAAUAGUUACCUAUUCGGUAGGGAGGAGAGAAUUAUACAAAACAUCCGGUGAAACGAUACAAGGAAUGUUUACUCGCAGGGAUAUCCAGGUUCGUUCGGCAAACACGCGAAUGGGUACUGUUCAACCGAGAUCGAUGCCACCUUGAAAACUUUUGAAGGAGAGAUUUGAUGUUCGUAUAGGCUCGGAAAUUCCGCGAACGCGUUGUAAACUAGGAAUGAGAAGAGAUAAAGAGAAGGAUCGUAAACUGUUGUAAACAAAGUGUAGAUACGGACGGAAUCCUGUUUAUUGUUCUAACUCGUCGCGCACGAUGUAACGAUGUAUCUUAUUAUUAACUAUCAUUAUCGUCGCUAUUAAUUAUUAAUUAUUAUUAAGUAUCUUCACGCGAGAGAGAGAGAGAGAGAGAGAGAGAGAGAGAGAGAGAGAGAGAGA